Messenger RNA from Pteronotus mesoamericanus, 6007 nucleotides. RefSeq names its product solute carrier family 38 member 1 (gene SLC38A1). Gene Ontology annotation, cellular component: plasma membrane. Gene Ontology annotation, molecular function: L-glutamine transmembrane transporter activity. The coding region runs from base 595 to 2055 and encodes 486 amino acids. The transcript is spliced from 17 exons. Gene Ontology annotation, biological process: amino acid transmembrane transport; L-glutamine transport. The record is from RefSeq and is a predicted model, not a curated record. Lineage: Eukaryota; Metazoa; Chordata; Mammalia; Chiroptera; Mormoopidae.
AGGUGUCCAGGCUGCGCGCAGCCUCCGCUCCCGCCGCCGCCGUCAGUGUGCCCGGCACACGCACACCCCGCAACCCCUCCCUCACCCCUUCCCCGAUGUUCAGCCUCCGCCAGCCGCGGUCGCUGCAUCCUCAGCGAGCGGCGAAAAGGAGACAGCGGGCGCGGCCGCCAGCAGAGACACCAUGUGACGGCGCUGCUCAGUGACACACAGCCUCGGUUAGAGAGCGGACGCGCGGUGGAGGAGGUGACUGCGCGCGGGACGCGGAGGGAUGGCUUGACUUUUCCCGUUAAACCAUCACGAGCCAUGGAUGGGCGCGGGCGAUGCGUCCCCCUAGUAAGAGAAAGACUACGAUUCGAGACCCUCAGCGCCCUAGCGUGUCGCAAUAUUUAUUGAGUGCCUACUGUGUACCAGCUCUAUACCUAUGUGCAUACAAAAACCCUGGAAGGUCAUACUCCAAUAUAUACAUACAGUGAUUGUCUCUGCUUGCUGAGAUAACAGGGGUAUCAAGCUUAUAUUUUUGCUGCUAUCCACUUGUAAAUACGCUCAGAACAGGAGAAUUUGGAAAAAUUUUUUGACUACAGGGACUUUCUAAACAUGAUGCAUUUCAAAAGCGGACUCGAAUUAACUGAGUUACAAAACAUGACGGUUCCCGAAGAUGAUAAUAUUAGCAAUGACUCCAAUGAUUUCACUGAAGUAGAAAAUGGUCAAAUAAAUAGCAAAUUUAUUUCUGAUCGUGAAAGUAGAAGAAGUCUCACAAACAGCCAUUUGGAAAAAAAGAAAUGUGAUGAAUACAUUCCAGGAACAACCUCCUUAGGCAUGUCAGUUUUCAACUUAAGCAACGCCAUUAUGGGCAGUGGGAUUUUGGGACUCGCCUUUGCCCUGGCAAACACCGGCAUCCUACUUUUCCUGAUACUUUUGUCUUCAGUGACACUGCUGUCUAUAUAUUCGAUAAACCUUCUGUUGAUCUGUUCAAAAGAAACAGGCUGCAUGGUUUAUGAGAAGCUGGGUGAACAGGUCUUUGGCACCACGGGGAAGUUUGUCAUCUUUGGAGCCACCUCUCUACAGAACACCGGAGCAAUGCUGAGCUACCUCUUCAUAGUAAAAAAUGAACUACCCUCUGCCCUAAAGUUUCUAAUGGGAAAGGAAGAGGCAUUUUCAGCCUGGUACGUGGAUGGCCGUGUUCUGGUGGUGAUAGUUACUGUCGGCAUAAUUCUCCCUCUGUGUCUCUUGAAGAAUUUAGGGUAUCUUGGCUAUACCAGUGGAUUUUCCUUGAGCUGUAUGGUUUUUUUCCUAAUAGUGGUUAUCUAUAAGAAAUUUCAGAUUCCCUGCACUGUUCAACAUCUAAAUUCAACGAAUGCUAGUUCAGCAAAUGCUGACAUGUGUACGCCAAAAUAUGUUACCCUCAAUUCAAAGACCGUGUAUGCUCUACCAACCAUUGCAUUUGCAUUUGUCUGCCAUCCAUCAGUUCUGCCAAUUUACAGCGAGCUUAAAGAUCGAUCCCAGAAAAAGAUGCAGAUGGUCUCAAAUAUCUCCUUUUUUGCCAUGUUUGUUAUGUACUUCUUGACUGCCAUUUUUGGCUACUUGACAUUCUAUGAAAACGUGCAGUCAGACCUCCUUCACAAGUACCAGAGUAAAGAUGACAUUCUCAUCCUGACAGUGCGGCUGGCUGUCAUUGUUGCUGUCAUCCUCACAGUGCCGGUGUUGUUUUUCACAGUUCGCUCAUCUUUAUUUGAACUGGCUAAGAAAACAAAGUUUAAUCUAUGUCGUCACAUCUUUGUUACCCUCAUACUCUUGGUUAUUAUCAACCUGCUGGUCAUCUUCAUCCCCUCUAUGAAGGACAUUUUUGGAGUCGUAGGUGUUACAUCUGCUAAUAUGCUUAUUUUCAUUCUUCCUUCAUCUCUUUAUUUAAAAAUCACAAACCAGGAUGGAGAUAAAGGAACUCAAAGAAUUUGGGCUGCCCUUUUCUUGGGUCUAGGGGUGUUGUUCUCCCUGAUCAGCAUCCCCUUGGUCAUCUACGACUGGGCCUGCUCAUCGAGUGGUGACAAAGGCCACUGAGUCCAGCUGAGAAAAGGAACAGUCCUGUCUGCUGCUCAGUCCAGUCACCAUACAUCAGCCACUCUCAUCAUCUUCUUUUGCAAGUUUACAGAAGCAAACAAAAAUGUACAAGAUACUUAAAAUGGAAUAGCACUUUGGUAGCAAAAUGGACCUGUUUCUUUAAUGGCUCAUGUCUCUCGAAGGUUUGGGAUCAAUGUAAAGAUCAUGGAUUUUUUUUUUCCAAAUUUCAUGCAAUCAUAUUUCCUAGUACUUUCCACAGUCAGUUAUUUUUCACUCUCCUAACUCAAUUUUUUGUGAUGUCAUGGUCUCUUAGAACUUUAAAAUCAUGAUCACCAAUCAUGUUUAUUUAUUAGAGAUACAGAUUCUGAAAUAAUUUUCUUACUGAUGUUCAGCUCAUACUAUCUGUACCUUUUUAGAAGAGACAAGACUCUUGAAUUGUAUAUAUUUAUUUUGCUUUACAGAAAAAAAUGGUUUCAUAAAUAAUUUGCCUAUUUUGGUUAACAUAGCACACGCAGGGAUAGUCGUACGAGAGUCGCAGGGCGUGUGCCGUUGCUGGGGCAGAGCCCGUCCGAUACUUGAGGUGGCUGUGAUCACCCGGUCGCGGCGCUCCUGCAGUCCGGUGGCCUCACCGGUACUGUCCUGCUCCACGCGGAGACGUUCUCUGGUGAAGGGCUCGCAGCUGGGGGUGGGGGUUGGGGGGUGGGAAGGAUUCUUACCUUGGUAAAUAUAUCAAACUACACAUCUGGAUAAUCUAGCAAGUGAAGUUUUUUUUUCUGUUCUUGGCAACUUGUGUCAAAAUUACUCUGAUCUGAGUCAAUUUCUACUGGAGGAGUCCCAUGAUGCCUUCAUAAUAAGUUGAAGAGCAAAGAUGCUGCAAAAAGACUGUCCAAAAUGCCUGAGAAAAUAUUCCUCGGAUGCAGGUAGUCUUCAGCCCUGUACCCUACACUGUACUGUUGAAGAGGGAAAACAUUUUCUUAAAUUACAAAGUCAGCAGUUUUACUCAUGUCCACCAGCUUUUGCACAGAGAAUAACAUGUAUCUAACCAAGGAUGAUCUAGGAUAAGUAAUUCCUGUUUUAUAUUGGGUACUUUGGGGGGGUCUUUAAAAGACUUGUUUUAUAUCUAUAAAUUUAGGUUAUUUCAAAUAUAAGAUUUUUGUAUCUUAAAUAAGCCUCAUUCCUAUUUCUUCUCCAUUAACAACCCAUCCAGAGUCUUGAAGAAAGAGACCCCUCAGAGAUAGUCUUUGAGGAGAACUUGUGACAAAACCACUAAGGACCUUCCUCCCCCCAGAUGAGGACCUUGCUGUCUGUGUGUCUGUGCUCUUUGUUUUUGCUCCCGGCCACAGGGCGUUCCCCGCCACCCGCGCAGGAGGACAGAGCUGCCUCACACUCUUACCCCAGCCCCUGUCCUUAAGGCACAGGAAGGAAGCUACACUGAGUCUGGAAAAGAAGAGGGUGUGGGACAAAUUAGCUUGGAAAGCAGUGGGGAACAGAAGCCCAGAACUGCCUGGCCCCUGGGCUGGGCCGUUGCCUGUGACUGGAUCGUCCAGAUUACACAGUAAGAAAUGUGUGUGCUCUCAGAGCCGGUCUGUUGAAUCAGGCCUUGUGUUUCAGUUGGUAUAUUCUGACUGAAUUUCCCAAACACCUAAGUUCACAGAGCACAGAUUUCUUAUCCUGAGAUAAGUAGGAUUUAACCACAGACUCUUGGCAGAGUUUCCAGGUCCCGAGCUCUGGCUUCUGUUCCUCCCUCACUCAAAUCCCCAGAAACCUCCACACUCACUGAGAGAACAUGGAACUGUCCCCUCCCCUUUACAGACUAAUGCCCCAAAGAAGAGGCAGGUGCCUUGUUGUGAUCCUCCUGGGGGAGGAGAAAGGUUACUUCCUGCAUUUCUGGGUAGGGCCAUCAUAACUUUUAAUGUAAUGUCCCAGAAUUACAUCCAUGUUAGGUCAGAGUUCAGAUAUUUAGAUAUGAAUAACUACCUGUAAAUGAAUACCUAAUCCAGUAAAAUGCUCUGUCCUUCUCAGCAGUGUCUUCCAUACCAUCAGAGGAGCGGGAAGAGAAACUGAGCAAAACAAGCCAAGUCAGUUGGCCCUGGAGCUUGUCUAGAGCACCGAGCAAUGAAGUAGCUAGAUAGUGGGAGUGACCAUUAAAAAAAAAAACACAUAAUUUAGUUUCCAAGCUAUAUUCUACUUCUUAUUUUCCUCAUUAAUUUAUAACAAUUUAUUUUAUACUCCCAACGUCAAAUUAGAAAUUAAUCAUUAACUCUUGGGGGAAAGAAGGAUGUGUAGUGAUAUUUUUGGAUCUCUGGAUUUUAUGUGUUAGUGCAAGGGAUAAUUAUUAUUUAAAAUAUAUUUAUUUAGAGGAGAUACAUUGUUGAUGUCUGUGAUACCACAGGUUUUUAAAAAUAUUCUUUAUAUGUUUGUUUGUUUUUGAUUGACUAUAACAGUCCCUACCGUAAUUUGUCAAAUAUCACCAAUUAAUUACACCAUUUGUGUCAGAUUAGCUGUAAAGUAUACUGUUCUCUUGUUCAGAGUAGCAAACUGGUAGCCAAAAAUACAUGUAUCACAGAUGUUAGGUAGAAUUUAAACAACAUAGUCAAGUACUAUAGGAGUUUUUCUGCUAAAUUAGUAGACUACAGACUCUUACACCUUAGCCAUUGGGAGCAGCACGUUUUCCUUUGGUAGAUAGCUCUCAGCACUAGUGAACAGUGCCAGUUUCAGACUUUAGAUUUAGAACUGUUCUCUAGUUAUUGCAAUACAGAAUACUGUAAAUCCCUAAUUUCCUUAAUGUUACUUAUUGGAAGUAGGGGUGGUGAAGUAUGCACAGGAAAGAAAUUUAGUCUUGUCACAGAGGCAGUCUCCAAUUUAUAAGCUGAUCAUAUUGCAGAACACUGUUAGUUGAUUAUUUGCAACCUGGACUAUAACAGGUAUACAUGGUGGUUAGGCCCCCAGACCGGCUAGAAAAGAUUGUUAGACCCAUGGUUUAGCUGAACUUAGAUAAUGUAACAAGAUUGUUAAAGAACUUGACCACUAAAUAUUGUAGUCUUUCUAGGGGUAGUUGUUCAGAGUCGCCAAGGACGUGUCAUUCCUAUUAUUAGUGGAAUGUGGAGUGCCCACCGCAGCACACACACCUGCCAGAUGGUGGGCGCAGGGUCGCCACCAGUUAGAGGGGACCAGAGUGGCCUGAAGCAGGGUCCCUGGCAAAGGAGGGGAAGAGUAAAUCUGGGGCCGCCAGAGAACCUAGUGGUAGGAGGAGUAUGAGAGAGGACGAGGGGGCCUCUUGUGAGUUGUAAACCUCCAGGGACCGACCUUCCUCAGCUGAUACCUUCUUUUCCCUGGAGGUCCCAGGCUUGGCCUGCCUGCUUCUAUUUUUAGGACCUUUGCUGCAAUAGUUCAUCUUCCCUGCUCACUACACACACAGAAAUGAUGUUGCUGCAGAGCCUCUGCCAUAUGCCAGUUCCUGGAGCCAGCAUAUAGCACUUUUAAUGGGUUUAGGGCUGGCUAACCAUGGUUUCACUGCCCAGUAAUCAGAUGGGGGUGAAACCACGCUCUACCCACUUUCCCUUUUUCCCCCAUUUGCACACCCUGUAGAGAAAGGCACAGCUGGAUGAUGGUCUUGGGGCUUGGAGUGGACAAAGGACUGGUAGGAUUCCAUGGUAUUUCAGAGGACCCCGCAGUUAUCCCUGAACUGACUUUUUUCUAGAGUUGGACUACAAGCCUCUAAGCCAGCGGUUCUCGAAGUGUGGCCCUCAGACCAGCAGCAUCAGCAUCAGAUGGGAACUAGCGGGAAUGCAAAUUCUCAGGCCCCGCCCCAGAGCUAGUGAAGUCAGCCGACUCUGGGGGAGGGGGCUGGAGGAACCCCCGGAGUUUUAACGAGACCCCCUGGUCUUGAUGCACAUUAAGUUUGAGUACCACUCUGAGCCAGUUAAUCUCGCUUUUGUUCUCCCCGUUAGUC